This is a messenger RNA of Didymella exigua CBS 183.55, 780 nucleotides long. RefSeq lists its product as uncharacterized. The transcript is spliced from 2 exons. The record is from RefSeq and is a predicted model, not a curated record. Gene Ontology annotation, cellular component: spindle microtubule; mitotic spindle; mitotic spindle pole body. Bases 8 to 319 code for a protein of 103 amino acids. NCBI's taxonomy places the organism in Eukaryota, Fungi, Ascomycota, Dothideomycetes, Pleosporales, Didymellaceae.
GAUCAACAUGUCGACGAACCGUGCUUCGACCGCAAAUGGCGCGCAGCCUGCGCCGGAAAAGACAUACUUCGAACAGCAGCGCGAAAUGCUGGUGGGCGAAAUCGCUCAGAGUCUCGAACUGGUCCUUCAAAACAUCAACAAGCUGAAUCGCUCCCUCGAAGAGAUCACUCAAGUCGGCACCGAGUUUGCACCCGUCGAAUCGCUGUGGAGCCACUUUGAGAAUGUCAUGGCCAAGAAUCCGAAUGAGGGCGAGGAGGGCGCACCGGAGGGGCAAACAGAGCACGAAGGGGCUACUGAAGUGACAGAGCAUGAGAAGUGAGCAGAUAUCAUGCUGAAUCGGUGAAAAAGUCGUUGUCAAUCGGUCGCUGCCAGUCCAGAUGUGGACAUCGAGAAGGCUGCCAAAGUCGUGACGGUCAAGGUCUUGCCGCAAACGAUCCGGCCAUGUUGAAGAUGUCAGUCGAGCCGUGGGGGAAGUCAAGGAAGCAGGAGUAGAGCUGGUUCGAGGAUCAGGAAGAAUACCGGACCAGGAGACUCGACAGGAGAGGCAGGGUUGGCUGACGAAGCUGCACGACACAUCUGGCGCGGAGGCGAGGGUUGAUUGGUGAAGUCCUGUGGAUACAUGUGAAGAAGGAUGUAUUCUGUGGACAGGUCUAGAUUUAUUCGAAUGGAUAGCAUGUACGUUGACAGGUCACUGCGCAGGCAGGGUACUGAAGUCUGUGAAGAUGUUUAGAAUUUAUUCCUAUGCGUGGCGGUACGCGCUCGCCCAACUAAAUACCGAAU